This is a messenger RNA of Trypanosoma grayi, 882 nucleotides long. RefSeq names its product putative heat shock protein-like protein. The transcript has a single exon. The record is from RefSeq and is a predicted model, not a curated record. Bases 1 to 882 code for a protein of 293 amino acids. NCBI's taxonomy places the organism in Eukaryota, Euglenozoa, Kinetoplastea, Trypanosomatida, Trypanosomatidae.
AUGCGGGCUGGGCUGCUGCCGAAGUGGCGCAGAGCACCGUGCAGAAUGCGACAUUCGUCUCUCGUGGGCGGAGGCUUUUGCGUUGCUAGACGCUGCUACGGUCCGUCGAAGGAGGGCGGGCAGGGUGUGGGUGUGCCGCUGUCGACAGUGGAGCUGCCGGACAUGUUGGAUAUGGACGAGGCUAUGACUAUCAAUGUGUACCGACCGCACAGCGAGGAGGAGGCGCCGCUUCAGGAGGCAACGCGUCGGUUCCUCUGUGUUCUCAUAACCACGCCAGCCGAGCAGGAGUGGAGGGACAUGCUGUCUGCCGCGAUACGCCACAACACAUGGCGCGAGCAUCACGUCCGAGCGGUGCUGCGAAGUGUGCACGGGACACAAUACGAAGACGGCAGUGCACGUGCUUUGUGUGGGCUCUCGAAGUGCCCAACCAGCACGCCCGGCAUGCGUCUUGAGCGCGCUGUGGGUGUUGUGCAAACGGGUGUGGACGAAGGUUACCGUGCAGAGUCAGAGUCGGUGCAUGCGCUGCUUGUUGUUCUGCUGCGCGCCUCCUUGCCGGACCCAGCUGCUGGUGCAACGGGGGCGAACACAAAAACGCCCCCUCUGACCACUCGCGCCGCCGUCUGGCAAUUCCUUGCAUGGAUGGAGCGGCAUGACUACCACGUGCUGUCCGAUGCUACACUGCGAGCCCUCGAGCAUGUGGCUGAGGACGAUGCGCUUGGCGCCACAUCCCAGCAGCUGGCGAGCAGCGUUCGUCAGAACCGUUUGGAGUAUCUGAGGAGCGAGCAUGAUCGAUUGUGCCAGGGUGACACCGCAACGAGGAGAAGCCAACGCAGGGUGGGGAGAGUGCUCCCAGUGGCUGAGCCGGAUGACGGCUCUGUGUAG